AUUAAUAUCGAGUGUGUUAAGUUGUAUGAUAGAGGCAAGUUAGCACGCCAAGUAUAGAGCAGUACAGAAAAGAGUAAUAAUCAUCAAAAAUGCCGAGUCAAGAAGUCCUUACAACAAAAGUUGUGGUCCAUCCACUGGUAUUAUUAAGUGUCGUGGACCAUUUUACUCGUAUGGGAAAAAUAGGUAAUCAAAAACGUGUCGUUGGUGUUUUACUUGGAUCUUGGCGAGCUAAGGGUGUAUUAGACGUGUCAAACAGUUUUGCAGUUCCUUUUGACGAGGAUGACAAGGAUAAAUCAGUAUGGUUUCUUGACCAUGACUACCUUGAGAAUAUGUUUGGAAUGUUCAAAAAAGUUAAUGCUCGUGAAAAAGUCGUUGGAUGGUAUCAUACAGGUCCCAAACUUCAUCAAAAUGACGUAGCAAUAAAUGAAUUGAUAAGGAGAUAUUGUCCUAAUUCGGUUCUUGUUAUUAUUGAUGCUAAACCAAAGGAUCUUGGUCUUCCUACUGAGGCAUAUCAAGCUAUUGAAGAAGUUCAUGAUGAUGGGUCACCAACAUCAAAGACUUUUGAGCAUAUCCCGAGUGAAAUAGGUGCUGAAGAAGCUGAAGAAGUUGGUGUAGAGCAUUUACUAAGAGAUAUCAAAGAUACAACAGUUGGUACAUUAAGUCAGAGAAUUACUAAUCAAUUACUUGGGCUCAAGGGAAUUCAUGCUCAACUUCGGGAAAUUAGGGAUUACUUGCUACAAGUUGGCAGUGGAAAGCUUCCAAUAAACCAUCAAAUAGUCUAUCAACUCCAAGAUAUAUUUAAUUUACUCCCUGACAUGACUCAAAAUACUUUUGUGGACUCAUUAUAUGUAAAAACUAAUGAUCAAAUGUUAGUAGUGUACUUAGCAGCUCUUGUAAGGUCUAUAAUUGCUCUACACAACCUUAUAAAUAACAAAUUAACAAAUCGUGAUGCUGAGAAAAAGGAAACGGAUAAAAAAUCCGAUACCAAGAAGGAAGAAAAAAAAGAAGAAGAAAAGAAAGAAGAGAAAGAUAAAUCUAAAGCUAAGUGAUGAACCAGAGACUUGAUUAAUUAAAAAAAAAAAAAAAAAACAAGUGAAGAUUCUUCGUGUGAUUAAUUAUCGUAAAAAAAGGUAACUAUGUUGGUCACCAUUGCAUUUAUGUAAAUUAAAUUGAAAUUUAAAAAUGCAUCAUAGUAAAUAUUUUAAAUGUAAGCCAUGACCACUUGGAAAAAAAUUUAAAAAACGAAAGAAAAAUACGAUUAAUCUUCAAUUGAACUGAGUACUAGUUCUUUGUACAUUUACAAAUGUUUUUUUUUAACUACAAACAUCAAACCGUCAGCUACAAAGUUAAUAAUAAUAAUAAUAAUAACAACGUCA
This is a messenger RNA of Microplitis demolitor, 1376 nucleotides long. RefSeq names its product 26S proteasome non-ATPase regulatory subunit 7 (gene Rpn8). The coding region runs from base 90 to 1049 and encodes 319 amino acids. Gene Ontology annotation, molecular function: protein binding; metallopeptidase activity. Gene Ontology annotation, cellular component: proteasome complex; proteasome regulatory particle. The record is from RefSeq and is a predicted model, not a curated record. Gene Ontology annotation, biological process: proteasome-mediated ubiquitin-dependent protein catabolic process. The transcript is spliced from 5 exons. NCBI's taxonomy places the organism in Eukaryota, Metazoa, Arthropoda, Insecta, Hymenoptera, Braconidae.